AUGUCUCCAUCAGCAGUUGCCGCCAAAAAGACAUACAACAUCGCCUCCAUCCCAGCUGAUGGCAUUGGUCCUGAAGUCAUAUCAGCUGGAAUCGAGGCUUUGACUGCUUUGGCUGGUACACUUCAAACAUUUAACCUCGACUUUACGCACUAUGAUUGGAGUUCAGAUACCUACAAGAAGACGGGGAAAUACAUUCCUGAUGGUGGCCUUGAUCAGCUGAAGAAGCACGAUGCUAUCCUCUUUGGCGCCGUAGGGGCUCCUGAUGUACCUGAUCAUAUAUCUCUCUGGGGUCUUCGUCUCGCCAUCUGCCAACCCUUCCAGCAAUACGCCAAUGUUCGUCCCACACGCAUCAUGCGCGGAACACAAUCUCCUCUGCGUAACUGCAAAACCGGUGAUCUUGACUGGGUCAUCAUUCGCGAGAACAGCGAGGGCGAGUACGCAGGUCAAGGCGGUCGUUCACACCGCGGUCAUCCAUGGGAGGUUGCUACCGAAGUUUCUAUCUUCACACGCCACGCCGUCAACAGACUUAUUCGUUUUGCCUUUGAGAUCGCGCAAAAGAGACCGAGGAAGCAUUUGACUGUUGUUACCAAGAGCAAUGCUCAGCGUAAUGGUAUGGUGUUGUGGGAUGAAGUUGCUGCUGAGGUCGCAAAGGACUUUCCUGAUGUGACGGUGGAGAAGAUGCUGGUUGAUGCUAUGACUACCAAGAUGGUUCUCAAGCCUGAGAGUAUUGAUACCAUUGUCGCAAGCAACCUACACGCAGACAUCCUCUCCGAUCUAGCAGCAGCCCUCGCAGGCUCAAUUGGCAUCGCACCAACAAGCAACCUAGACCCAACCCGCGAGAACCCAUCCAUGUUCGAGCCCAUCCAUGGAUCAGCCUUUGACAUUACUGGUAAAGGCGUCGCUAACCCUGUCGCUACAUUCUGGACAGCAGCCGAGAUGCUCUCUUGGCUUGGUGAGGAGGAUGCGUCGGCCAAGUUGAUGGAGUGCGUGGAGAACGUGACGGCUUCUGGGGUUCUGACGCAGGAUCUUGGUGGUAAUGCGACGACUAAAGAAGUUACCGAUGCUGUUGUGGCAGAGAUCAAAAAGCUUGGAGAAGGUUCAGAUUAA
Messenger RNA from Fusarium pseudograminearum CS3096, 1107 nucleotides. RefSeq lists its product as uncharacterized. The record is from RefSeq and is a predicted model, not a curated record. The transcript is spliced from 3 exons. Lineage: Eukaryota; Fungi; Ascomycota; Sordariomycetes; Hypocreales; Nectriaceae. The coding region runs from base 1 to 1107 and encodes 368 amino acids. Gene Ontology annotation, molecular function: magnesium ion binding; NAD binding; oxidoreductase activity, acting on the CH-OH group of donors, NAD or NADP as acceptor.